Molecule: messenger RNA, 2613 nt
Organism: Notolabrus celidotus (New Zealand spotty)
Lineage: Eukaryota; Metazoa; Chordata; Actinopteri; Labriformes; Labridae
Gene: gjc2
Product: connexin 47.1
Biological process (GO): cell communication
Cellular component (GO): connexin complex
Source: RefSeq, a predicted model, not a curated record
AAGUGUAGCCAUGGGAAUUAGAGGGUACUACCAUAGGUUACUACCCAUAGGUACAACCCCUGCGCUUAAAUUUGUUAUUCCUUUUAACCCUCAAGUAUCCGACAUUAAGCUCUGGAUGACUCCUAAAGUUAGGGUUAGGUUUAGCUGAGCGUUAGCAGCAGAGGAAACAGCCACGUGUGCAUGCAGAAACUCCAAAAGAAGCUAUGAAGUACCUCAGUAAUGGAGCCAGGUUUUCAGCCUGAGCAGUGAAACGAUGCCUCUGGAUGCUCGCCCAGGCUCACCUCCCAUAAAGCAUAGAAGAAGUUCGUGAUAAAUCCACAUGGACAGAUUCUAGUUGAAAAGUUUGCUAGAGCAACAUGAGCUGGAGCUUUCUCACUCGUCUCCUGGAAGAAAUCCACCACCACUCCACCUUUGUGGGAAAGGUGUGGCUGACUGUGCUCAUCAUCUUCCGCAUCGUGCUCACAGCAGUCGGAGGAGAGUCCAUCUACUCAGACGAGCAGACAAAAUUCACCUGCAACACCAAGCAGACGGGCUGUGACAAUGGCUACGAUGCCUUCGCCCCUCUGUCCCAUGUCCGCUUUGGUCUUCCGAUCAUCAUGAUCUCCACUCCCUCCAUCAUGUACAUGGGUUAUGCCAUCCACAAGAUUGCCCGGACAUCAGAGGAGGACCGCAGGAAGAAUAACAGGCUCAGAAAAACUGCCUCUCACUCCAGGUGGAGGGAGAACCACCAUCUGGAAGACGUCUUAGAGGAAGAUGAAGAUGAUGAUGCUGAGCCAAUGAUCUACGAGGACACACUGGACAUUCAGGAGGCCAAAGCCGAACCUAUGGACACAAGCAGAGAGCCGCCUAAGCAUGAUGGCCGCCGAAGAAUUAUGCAAGAAGGACUGAUAAUCUACGUUCUGCAGCUCAUGUCCCGAGCUAUUUUUGAAAUUGCUUUCCUUGCAGGACAGUAUCUCUUGUAUGGUUUUCGAGUUAGUCCUUCAUAUGUAUGCAACAGGAUCCCCUGUCCACAUAGAGUGGACUGUUUCAUCUCUAGGCCUACAGAGAAAACCAUAUUUCUUCUCAUCAUGUAUGUGGUGAGCUGUCUCUGUCUUGUACUAAAUGUAUGCGAGAUGCUUCACUUGGGAAUCGGCACCUUUCGAGACACCCUCCGCAUGAAGAGGAACCGAGGCCGGCGGACGUCCUAUGGCUGCUCAUUUACCCGAAAUAUCCAAGGCUCUCCACCAGGGUACAACCUUGUGAUGAAGACGGAAAAACCUAGCAGGAUUCCCAACAGCCUCAUCACCCACGAGCAGAACGUGGCCAACGUUGCCCAAGAACAGCAGUGCAUCAGCCCAGAUGAAAACAUCCCAUCUGAUUUGGCGAGUCUUCAUCGGCACCUCCGGGUGGCGCAGGAGCAGCUCGACAUGGCCUUUCAAACUUAUCAAACCAAAAAUAACACGCAGAACUCCAGAACAAGUAGUCCUGUAUCUGGGGGCACCAUGACAGAGCAAAACCGAGUCAAUACAGUUCAGGAGAAACAAGGAGCAAGGCCUAAAUCAGCCACAGAGAAAGCUGCAACUAUUGUAAAGAAUGGAAAGACCUCUGUCUGGAUAUAGAGGUCAAUCUAAUUUAAAAUAAAAGUAGAGACAUUAAAGGACAGAGUCUGCAUUAUGACACAGCUGGAGGAUCUGUGUGUGACUGCAACUUAAGACAAUAACAACCGAGAACUUCAAUCACACCUGAUGGAGUACAGUGGGAAUUAAAAAGAAAAAACGCUUGAAGGAAUCAUCAAAUCCAGUAUCAUGAAUAUUCUUUGUUACUGUUAUGUGUCAUCUUAUGCUUAACAUAGUUUUUGGACACGUGCUUACCUAGUUAAACAUCUCUAAUUCCAACUAAAACGUCAACGUAUUAAAAACUGCUUGGAGCUAUUUAUCUGAUCUACCCUUGACUGCCGCUGAACUGGAUUAACAUGAUGAAACUUAACCUCUGGAAGUGUGUGAUUGUACCUUCAAUCCAAAUUUGAAAAUGCAGUGAGAAGCACUGUAUGAGCACAAGGCUUGUCUGGAAACACUAUGAUUGUUGUUGGAGGGGUGCGUGUUGGGUAUUUGGGGAAGUGUCUUUGGAUUUAGAAUGGGUGAGUGUUGCUGGAAGCAGAUCAAAUGUGAAGUAUUUUGAUAAAGAUAAUGAAACAGAGUCACUGUAGGUUCUUCUGGUUAACAUCUGCUCAGUUUGUUGGUCGUAGGUCAUUACGUGCUAAGCAUUUAUCUAUUCUAUAUUUCCAAAUCUCUGCAGUUUCACAUUAGUGGACAAGGUUUAGUGAAUAGAACAUCUAAUUAUUUUCUGAAAUAAACAUUGAUUUUCUGCAAUCUGAAGCAGAUGAUGCAUGCUUUACAACUGGGAACAUUUAGUAUACACAUAGGUUACAGUAGAAAACCCCACACUUAGCUACACAGCUACAUGUACCCUGUGUGUUUAGGCAUGUUUUCUGUCAUUGAAGCAGUAUGUGUCUUGAACUGGUUUCAGAGUAAUAUUUAAUCCAGCCUUCACUGUUGUCAAACUUCAAAGUGCCUCAAAGUUUUAAAGACUGUUCAAGUAUUUUAUUCACGAAGAAAUAAACUUAUUUGAAACCUC